AUGUCGCAAUAUCUUCUUGAAAUAGACAAGGCACAGGCUCACCUGGAAACCUCCAACGAGAAUCUGGAGAAGCAAAGCGCCCAGCUGGAAAACAGGAAGCUUGAGAUAGACGAAGAAGUCAAGAAGCACAUAGAGGAAAAAUCUGUCUGCAAUGAGAAUAUAAAACAUGUCAUGUCUGAGCACAGCAACGCCAUUAUAGGGCUAAAGACUGACUUUGCCAAGUCUUCCUCACUGCUUCAGCAACAGCACAGAGAGUCUGAGCAGGAGCUUCGCGGACUGAUUCACAUCCACCUGGAAGAAGCUAGAGAAAAGCAGGCAAUCCAGGCGGACUUGAUCAAAAAAUUGUUGCUGGAACAGUACAUAGAGAGGAAAGCUAUGUACACACACUAUGACUCCAUUCUUAAAGAGAUAAAACAAAACGCUGACCACCAGUUUUUUACUAUGAUGGUGGAAGAGGUUUGGAAGCUGCAGGAUCCAAUAGACAGCCUACACAAAACACAGAUGAGACAAGUGAAUUCUCUGAUUGAACGUCAGAAAAAUCAAAUUGAUGACCUAGAAAUGACUCAAACUCAAAGGGAAUUCGAGGUAAUGCAAGAGAAAAAGAUGCGGAUUAAGAAAUUAAAGGCCAGGCUUUGUUUUGAGGAACGGAAACUGAACCAGGAGCUUGCAGAAAAAACGAGUCUGCAAGAAAAGCUGAGCAAGCUGGAAAAGAAUUGGGACAAGCUGCAAAGGAUGUCUGAGAUGUGCGGGAGUUACAAGGACAGUUUUCUGGCUUACAAACGUCAGAAGGAGGAGGUCAUGAGUGAACACAGAGAUUUGACAGUUCAGCAGGAGCUGCUGCGGGCGGCGAUUCAGGAGGCGGAGGAGGAACGAGACGCGUUGCAGAGGAAAGAGAAAGAGACCAUCUUGGACUUAGAGCAGAGGAUCAGUCUGAAGAGAACGCUGCAAGAGAGGAAGUUUGCAGUGUUGGCUGAGACUCUGAAGAAAGAGCAGGCCGAAUUGGACGCUGCGCUGUCCGGCAGGGAUCCAGAGACACCCUCAAAACUGAAGGAACUCAUGGAGGUUAAGGACAAAAGGAUCGCCGAACUCCAGGAGGAAAUUACUCAGAAGUCUGCGGAGUACAACAAGAUCCUUCAUGAUAUCAAGGAGAGCUGGAACGACUCCGGCAAACUGCUGAGACCGGAGCUCAAACCUCCAGUCCAGGUUUCAUCUGGGAGAAAAAGCCCACAACGCAAACCAUGCCCAAAAACAAGGGCGUCCAAAUGUGCUCCCAGCACCAGGACAGCCCAGGCCGCAGCCCAACAACCGAGCCUGCUUUUUGUGCCAUUUAAAUUUUUUCCAAGUUUGGUGAUGAUGAUGUCAUCAGAGACAUCACAAUCCGUUCCAAGGCUUAAACAGAGCAGCUAA
Messenger RNA from Austrofundulus limnaeus, 1407 nucleotides. The record is from RefSeq and is a predicted model, not a curated record. Lineage: Eukaryota; Metazoa; Chordata; Actinopteri; Cyprinodontiformes; Rivulidae.